Dentiscutata heterogama is the source of this 381-nucleotide messenger RNA. NCBI's taxonomy places the organism in Eukaryota, Fungi, Glomeromycota, Glomeromycetes, Diversisporales, Gigasporaceae. The record is from the annotation of a GenBank genome assembly.
AUGUCAUUGUUAAAUUACGUAAUAGCUAAGAAAUUUACAUCAUUUUCUCAUAUUUUAGAAUCUAUAAAAGCCAUUAACUUUUGUUUGGCAUUAUAUCUACUUUGCAGUGUGAACUUUUUUUGCCUUUCAGUAAUAACGAAAAUGCCUGUAAACCACCGUUUUUUAACUACACAAAACCGUGCACGUGCUAAGAUUUCAGUUCACGAUCCAUUAUCAUUAACUGGCAGGUUUAGACAUGCUAUUCGUACCUUACGACCUGAAACAAUUCCAAUGGUGGUGGUUGUUAGUGCAGGUCUUGGCGGUGGUGCUAUCGCAAUGAUACACAAAUUGUGGACAGAUCCACAAUUGAGAAAGUUUCCUGCUUUUGAGCAUAAGAAAUAA